AUUAUGGUCAUGGAGUACUGUGCGCUCGGAGAUUUGCUUGGUUUGCUGAGAAAAAGCAGGGGAGUUCAUGAUAAAUACCAUCUUGGAGAGGGAAGUAUUGAAGAGCUGGGAAUAUACGACCUUGUAUCAUUUGCCAAACAGAUUGCGACAGGCAUGGUAUUCCUUGGAUCAAGAGGGAUAAUCCAUCGUGACCUCGCAGCUCGAAAUGUGCUAGUUGAUAAAAACUACAUCUGUAAGGUGACUGACUUUGGACUGGCAUAUCAGACCUUCAAAUACGGGCAUGGCAAUGCCAAAAAGGGCUGCAUCCCAGUAAAAUGGACGGCACCUGAAAUUCUGUUUGGAAAUAUUGCAGAACUCUCACCAUUAAGUGAUGUGUGGUCUUAUGGGAUUGUCCUAUAUGAAAUAUUCACCAUUGGAGGCAUUCCGUAUCCGGAUUGGUCAGAAGCCAGGACAAUAGUGGAAAUUAAACAAGGUUACAAGAUGCCAAAGCCACCACAUGUCGACAAAUCUUUUUUCAGGUAUGACAUUAUGGUGAGGUGCUGGAACAUCAACCCUGACUUCCGUCCCUCUUUUGAAAAUCUGCGAAAGAGAAUGGAGUCUUAUAUUCGUGACACGACUUACCUAGAACUGAUCAACAUGGACGAGUACGAUUCGAGCAGGUAUGCAAAAGUGGAAGACGAGGGAGGAGAAGACAUUAAGGAACAUCAGCAAGAUGUUGCGUCAAGUGGAAAGAAAUCUGGAGCAAGACGAUGUGCAAGUGUGCGCCAAUAGAUAUGGUGCAUUCAUUGAUGCAAAUCACGAGAAUAUCCUGUUAAUGAAAAUUAACAGAAAAUUAUCAAAGUCAAAUAGAUUUGAUAGAGAUUUGUUCCAUAGAGAUUUAGACAUACCUGGUUUAGCUGAAAUAACAGUUUAUAGCAAAUUAAUAGCAAUAUACUAGGGGCACGGUUCCCCAUACUGAUCAAGAAAGUAAGUGCCAAUUUUUUCCCUCCUUUCUCCCUUGAGUAUGCUAAGGCCGCUAAGGAAAAGAACGAGUCGACGAUUUGGAUGUGUCAGUGAAGUGGCUGUGUUAACAGCGUGGUGGUGCUUAUAAGCAACGGUCACGUGGCCCUGCUAAUGAGAUAACCCUCUGAUAAGAUGGUAGUGGUAUAGAUAAGGUAGCAGUGCUGAAACGAACUGUUACUGCUUCACGAUGAUCAUCUUGGCAAGGUACCCAUCUUAAUGGAAGGCCUAAAUACUAAGGUGACUUCAGUAACAAAGGGACCAUAUUAACGAGGACUUUUGCGAAGUAAUUAAGAAACUGGCCCUACUAAUAAGCUAAAGUUCUAAUGAAGUAAUCAUGCUAACGAGGGCGGCGUGUUAAUAACGUGGUCAUUGCUAAAGAGUUGGUGCAACUGAUGAUGUGUAAGUGGUAAUGAAGUGGCGUUCCCCAGCAGUGUAUUCCUAAGUCCAUUCAAAUAAGAAAGGUCUAUUAAUGAGAUGGCUGUGCUAUGACGAGGCCAAGCUUACAAUUUCACAAACUGAUGAGGUUGUCAUGGUGAUGGGUGGCCAUAAUAAUGAAAUGACUGCGCUAAUGAAAUGCCAUCCUCAAAAUGUAGCCAUGCAGACAAAGUUACCCAUUGUUAUACGUUUGUCGAACUAAUGAAACGGCUGUGCUAAUGAAGUGGCUGUGAUAAUAGUUGUUUUAAUUUCUUCUUUU
This is a messenger RNA of Orbicella faveolata, 1696 nucleotides long. Its product is annotated as tyrosine-protein kinase STK-like. Gene Ontology annotation, cellular component: plasma membrane; signaling receptor complex. Gene Ontology annotation, biological process: protein phosphorylation; multicellular organism development; cell surface receptor protein tyrosine kinase signaling pathway. The record is from RefSeq and is a predicted model, not a curated record. Lineage: Eukaryota; Metazoa; Cnidaria; Anthozoa; Scleractinia; Merulinidae. Gene Ontology annotation, molecular function: transmembrane receptor protein tyrosine kinase activity; ATP binding.